Molecule: messenger RNA, 1854 nt
Organism: Galleria mellonella (greater wax moth)
Lineage: Eukaryota; Metazoa; Arthropoda; Insecta; Lepidoptera; Pyralidae
Product: golgin subfamily A member 6-like protein 22
Exons: 9
Coding region: 615-1832 (405 amino acids)
Source: RefSeq, a predicted model, not a curated record
UUAAAAAUAUUCAGUAUUGCUGCUAGUAUUAGCAAUGAAUAAUUAGUUCUUUUAGUAAAAAAAACCAAAACAUAUAUAAUUAAAAGAACGCUAUCGUAAAAUAUCGAAAACGAAACGUAAUAAAAACAUUGUUCAUUAUUGUACUUAAUUUAAUUAAUUUCUCAUGUACUGUAUGAAUUUUAUUGUACCUACUACAUUCAAAUACAAAUUAUUGUUUAUGAAUAAAUAAAAUAAAAAAAUUAAACAGCUAUUAAUUAGCUUAUCAUUGUCAUAUAUAAUUAAUGAUUAAGUUAUUAUAGCUGUGAGCUUCCCGUGAAAAUAAUAAAUAAAUAAAUAAACAAACUAAUUAAACAAAAAAAAUUAAACAUUUUCAGGAGCGGCAAAAACAUGAAUUGGAGACAAUGGUAAAUAUAGAAGAACAAAAGAAGUUAACCGACUCUGUCGACUAUGAUGCACUUCAUUUGCAGAGACUAAUAAUCAACAAAACAGAAGAGAAAGUAAGAGAAAAGUUUCAAGAAGAAGAUAAUAAACUAUGACAAAGAAGAAAGCAUUUGAAAGCACUAUUAGAAAGAGAAGAAGAAGAAUUAAUACAGGAACUAAUUACAAAACAGGAAAUGGAGGAAUGCAGCGUUUGCAAAGAAAGAGUCAGUAAGAUACAAAACUAUGAAAGUGAAAUAGAAAAGGAGAAAAUAAGAGAAUGUCAAAAGGCUCUUGAAAGAGAAUCUAUUGCAAAAGGUAUGCAAUGUACAAAAGAAGAUGAAUUACGACUCAGAGAGAUGCAGAGGAUACAAAUGCAAGAAAAGAAAUAUUUAGAACAGGAAGAAGAAAAUAGAGAGAGGAUGUGGCAUAGUCUACUAUUAAACGAUGUGAAGAGAAAGGAAGAAGAGGAAAGAAUAAAAAAGCAAAGAGAUCAGCAAGAGAUGCUCGAGCGUCGUAUGGCGUAUGACGAACAAAUAGCCAGUGCCAACAGAAAGAGACAGGAGCUGCUGAGAGAAGAAAGGGAAAAAGAGAACAGGAGACUGGACAGAAUGAAAAAGAAAAUGGAGCAAGAUCAUUAUGACGCUAUAAAACGUAAAAAGGAACAGCAAUUAGUGAACAAACAAAAUUUUAUAGAAGGUCACAAUACAAAACUUUCGAGAUUGAAACAAGAAAAGAUGCAAGAGAGACAACUAGAAAAUAACACUAUUAGAAUAGCUUUAGAAGAAUUGCAGAAAGAGAGACAAAGAAAGAUUGAUGAGAUGCAUAACUUACGAAAGGAGAAAGAAAUCUGCACAACGAACGUUAACCAUGAGAGGAAAAUUGCUUGUGAAUUGGAGGAAGAGUCAGACAAAAUGACUUCAGAAUGGAAACGAAUGGAGGAAAACAAGUUGGACGAAUACCUUAGGAGAAUUGAAACUGAAAAAUUAAUGGGUAAACAGAGAGCUGCUCAAGACUACAAGAGAUAUUUAGAUGCGAAGAAGAAUGAAAUAGAGAGGGAGCGUCAAGAACGAAGCGAGAGGAUGCAACGCGUCACAAGAACCGCUCUGUCUGAACUGCAAAGGAAAUUAAACAAAGCCGAUGAGGAAUUAAGAAAACAAAUAGAGUAUAGAAGAAGUUUGAGUGAGCAGAUUAAGGAAAAUCAGAAAUUUAUAGAAUCCGAAUUAAAAGACAUUGCACACAAAGAAAGCCCCUUUACUAAAAGAGCAGAGCUGUUCAAAGAUGUAAUGGAAAGUAGACAUAAAACGUCAUCGACAAGGACAAGCACAAAUCCAGUUCAUCCAUUUAAAAGGUUAAUAGAAUCACAGGAAGCGAAAACAUCCCCGGUUCAAUUGCCAUCUAUUGUGAAAAGAUAAAAAAUAAACACGACCAAAGACA